CAAGCCCCAAAAACUUCUCCCCAAUCACUCUCCCCCCGCUCUAAACCCUCUACUCCUGUCUCGCUGAAACCCAAUUCCUCCGAAACGCCAUGGUUGUUUCUUCCAAGGUUGGUAGCUGAUGUACGGAAUGACGUUGUCGAUCGUGUAUGCAUUUCGCUUUUGCUGCAUUGAAGAGUUCUUUCUUUGAGGCUAUUGAAUUUUGGUGUUUUGUGGAGAUUUGGUGAGCUAUGAGAGAGGGUCUGAGAUCUGGUAGUUCAGCUGCUCGUUCCAAGAAAGAUGAUGCUUCCAAUAGCCCAGCAUUGGCUAAAAGGAAUGUGUAUAAUACAAGGCAAAAGGGUUCUGAUUUGAAUAAAGAGAAAAGCACUGGUUUGGAGGCUGAAAAAGGGACCAAUGUAUAUUCUACGAAGGAAGGAGACGAAUUGGAAGACAAAAGUAAUGGAUAUUCUCCAAAGGAAGCAAUUGAACCUGAUAAAGACGAGGCUUUGACUUGCCAGGAGUUGAUUCAGAAGAAAGUGGAUAGCGCUGUCCAACUGGGUUCUGAUGUGAACAAAGAGACAAACUCAGAACAGAUUUCAUGUUCCAAGUCUGAAGUAGGCACCAUAGUCUCAUCUCCAAGGGAAGAAGAUGAAGUUGAAGAAAAUAAUAAUGCAUCUUCUCCAAACGAAGGAGUUGGACUUGAGCGGAGAGAGGGAUCACAGAAUGCUGAAUGCCGCAGAGAUUGCAAUGUGGAUGGUGGUGAAGUUGCGGUUGAGUUUGCUGAGAAUGCAAGGAAAAGGACUCGGCUAUAUGGAGGUGAGAAUUUUGAUGAGAACAGUGAUGAAAAGAAGAAGGCGGCGAUGGAGGGUUUUGGUUUAGAUAGCAAAAUGCAGACUGCAGGUAGGAUAUUGAGGUCAGCAUCACGUUCCAGAAGUGAUGGGGAGACGGGAGAGUUUGGAGAUGAUGUUGUUGGUAAAACUUGUUGCUGCGGUGAUGACCCUGAGAAGGAAAGGGCAGAGUUUGAAACUGCAAAGGGCAAUCAAUCUGAUGGUGAGGUGAGGAAUAUUUUGAAACAAAAGAGUGAGAGCAGGAGAGACCCCAAGAUGCAGGGUGAAGCGAAAAUGAAAGAGAGUGAUCAAUCUGAUGGUGAGAUGAGGAAGAAGUUGGGAGAAAGUUGCCGGAAAAAGCGAGGGAGACCCCGUAAGGUGCAGGUUGAAGUGAAAAUGAAAGAGAGUGAUCAAUCUGUCGGUGAGAUGAGGAAGAAGUUGAGAAAAAGUUGCGGGAAAAAGCGAGGUAGACCCCGUAAGGUGCAGGUUGAAGUGGAAACAAAAGAGAGUGAUCAAUCUGAUGGUGAGAUGAGGAAAAAGUUGGGAGAAAGUUGCGGGAAAAAGCGAGGGAGACCCCGUAAGGUGCAGGUUGAAGUGGAAAUGAAAGAGAGUGAUCAAUCUGCUGAGCAGGAAAGGGCCAGAGGUGAUUGCGAGAGGAGAGAGUAUGAAGAUAAUGUUGUUGGUAAAACGAGUAGCCAUGGUGAUGACCCUGAGAAGGAAAGGGCAGAGUCUGAAACUGAGAAGAGUAAGCAAUCUGAUGGUGAGGAAAGGGAGGUUUUGAAGCAAAAGGGUGAGAGCUUGAGAGACCCCAAGAUCCAGGGUGAAGCGGAAAUGAAAGAGAGUGAUCAAUCUGAUGGUGAGAUGAGAAAGAAGUUGGGGGAAAGUUGCGGGAAAAAGCGAGGGAGACCUCGUAAGGAGCAGGUUGAAGUGGAAAUGAAAGAGAGUGAUCAAUCUGCUGAUCAGUUGAAGAAUGAAGGGGAAAAAAAGCCCAGGAAAAAGUGUGGGAUACCUUCCAAGAUGCAGGUUGAGGUGGAAAUUGAAGAAAGUGAUCAGUCUGAUGGUUAUUCUAGGAAGAAGUUGAAACAGAAUUGUGGAUCAAUGCCCGGGAGGCAUCCUCUAAUGCAGCAGACUGAUGGGUUUCUGAAGGUGGAGUCUGAUAAGGAAAACAGCAUCGGAACAAUGAGGUAUAGCAAGAGUGUUUUGAGAUCUAGAGAUACCUUGGAGACUGAAGCAUGUACUAGUAGAUCAUUUUCAGAAAGUAAACGUUUUGGGGAAGAGUUGGAAAUGAAGAUGCCUAUUCCACCGAAGGGUAAUAAUUGUGGCAAUAAUAAACUUGAGGACAAUGAAUCUUCUUUUGGGUCGAGAUCAAAGGCUAAAACAGCACGUAGAUUGACAAAAAUAAGAGAUAAUGAAGGAGAGUGUGCGCAAGGGAAGGAAGGAAGAUUACAGCGUAGGGCUAUACAACAGGCAGUGAGAGAUCGGAUCGUGGAACUGCUUCUGAGUGCAGGCUGGAAAAUUGAAUACAGACGUAGAAAUAGCAGAGAGUACAGUGAUGCUGUUUAUGUUAAUCCCAAAGGGAAAACUCAUUGGUCAGUUACCUUGGCUUAUAGGAUGCUUAAGGAGUCUUAUGAAAAUGGUAAUGACAAUAGUAAUUCUGACUCUGAGAGUAGGACAGGUUUAAAAUUUAUUCCUAUACCGGAUGAAGAACUAAGUGUACUGAAAAGAGUAACGUCCAAGGAAAGAUGUGAUAAAAAUGUAAGUAGAAAGGGGAAGAAAAUGAUUAUCAAGAAGACAGCUGAGGGGGUUACUAAUAAGGAACAGCGCAAACACAAACGGACAAUGAAGAGACUGAAGAUUAAAAAAACAGCAGGAGGGGUCACUAGUAAGAAUCUGCACAAGAGAAAAAUGCGAAAGGAAAAACUAAAAGCUGUUAUGAGUUCACGUGGUGCAGCAUUCAAGGGUAGACUGAAAAACAAUAAAUUGACUCAUGCUCAGGAUAAUUCAGCAUGUUCAUUGCAUGGGGGAACACCAUUGCUGGCCAGAACACGCAAGCGGCUAGAAUCACAUAAUCAAAAUCGAUGUGCUCUGAUCGUUCGCAAUUCCAAGGAGGGGCCAGAAUCUGACAGUGAUGGUUAUGUACUGUAUGAUGGGAAGCGAACUGUUCUAGCUUGGAUGAUGGACUUGGGUAUUGUUCCAAUUAAUGGAAAGGUGCAGUGCUUUAACUUAACAAAAACAAGAGUAAUGCUUGAAGGUAAAAUUAUGAAAGAUGGCAUUCGUUGUGAUUGUUGUGAUAAAAUCUUCACAGUAUCACAUUUUCAAACUCAUGCCAGUGGUGAUGGCUUCCAAACGUUUCGAAAUAUAUAUUUAGAGAGUGGAUGCUCCCUCUUGCAAUGUCUGCUAGACUCGUGGAAUAAGCAAGAUGAGUCUGAACAUAGAGGGUACCAUCACAUUGACGUUAACGGGGAAGACCCAAACGAUGAUACGUGUGGAAUCUGUGGAGAUGGCGGGGACCUGAUCUGUUGUGAUGGUUGUCCGUCAACAUUCCAUCAAAGCUGCUUGGAUAUUAAUAAGUUUCCUUCUGGUGACUGGUGUUGCAUAUAUUGCUCAUGCAAAUUUUGUGGGACUGCCAAUGGCAGUACAUAUCAGGGGGAUGACAAUCCUGCUGCUACCUUAUUAUGUUCAUGCUGCUUGUGCGAGGAGAAAUAUCACCAUUCUUGUGUUCAGGCAAAGAAUGCUGGCAAUGAUGAUUCUGGUUGUGAGUCCUUUUGCGGGAAGAAAUGCCAAGAGUUGAAUGGGAAACUACAAAGGCUUCUUGGGGUUAAACACGAUCUCGAUGAAGGCUUCUCAUGGACUCUCAUUCGCCGAUAUGAUGUUGACUCAGAUAGGUCUCUUGAUGAUGUAUCUCAGAAGAUUGAAUGUAAUUCAAAGCUAGCUGUUGCACUGUAUAUAAUGGAUGAGUGCUUUUUGCCUAUGGUUGACUACAGAAGUGGAGUCAAUCUGAUUCGCAAUAUUAUUUUUAAUUAUGGGUCUAAUUUUAAGCGACUAAACUAUGUUGGGUUUGUUACUGCAAUUUUAGAGAAGGAUGAUGAGAUUGUUGCUGCUGCAUCCAUUAGGAUUCAUGGGAACCAGUUAGCAGAGAUGCCAUUUAUUGGGACUCGCUAUACAUAUAGACGUCAAGGGAUGUGCCGCCGACUUUUAAGUGGAGUUGAAAGUGCUCUGUGCGCCCUAGAUGUUGAGAAGUUGGUGAUACCUGCUAUCUCAGAGCUCAGGGAAACGUGGACUACAGUUUUUGGCUUUAAGCCUGUUGACGCAUCACUCGAGCAAAAACUGAGAAAUACAAAUAUGUUGGUGUUCCCUGGUGUUGACAUGUUACAGAAACCGAUAUCAAGCAGUCAAGAAACCUUGCUUGCUGCUGAAGGUUUGAAGUCUGCUGAACUAGACGAGCAUCAAAUCAUGAAUGAGUAUAAUAACUCCGAUGAUAGAUUUUCAGCUGCAGUUGAUGUGAAUGUUUCUAGUGAGGUUACUACACCUGGUGCUCCUAAGAUAUGCGAUGAACCUGUUGCACAUGAAUCUGACUCUUCUCUUCCUCCUGCCUCCUUGGAUGUUACAUCUGACAUAACAAGUGAGAACAUUGAUUUACCAGCUAAUGCCUGUGCUUCUGAUGCAAAAUCUCUUGUUCAUUUGAGUGAAAAUCCUGAUGAUCUUGAGAAGAAAAUCAAUACUCUUGGUCGUGCAUGUGAUUUUUUUGAACAAGCUGGGGAUAUUGGCAAACAGCAUAAUGCUAUUAUGGUUUCUAGUGCCCCUCCUCAUGAGAGGAUUGAAGCAUUAGAUACCUGUCCAAAUCAGCUUGGUGUUCCUGAGGUGGAAAUUAUAUCAUCCAUGGUAGCUAAUAUUGGGAUCAAGGCUGGUGAUUCGGAACGAAAACUUAUAUGCACCUCCAAGGAUGCUACUGAAAGUGUUUCCUGUGAAGUGAAACUAGAAGAUAGCAUUGUCAAAGACUCCUACAAUUCUCAUGAAAAUAUUACUAUCAAGCAUGAUUCAGAUACUGUAACUCAGGUAUCAGAGGACAUGAAGAGAGCCAAGCAUCUGCUUAUUGAAGAAUUUCAGGUCGCUGGAUCUUUGGAUUUAGAUGGUAAGGUGCAUGACACCUGUGAAGUGAAAAAAAUUGUUUUUCAAGAUGUAUCUGUGGCAGGAGUUGCAUUUCCAGCAUCAGCUCAUGACAGCAGCUCUUGUAAGAUUAACAGUAUGGAAUGUCCUGAAGCAGUUGUCCCUCCAACACCCGAAGAUGAUUGUCAUAUUGCAUGUGGGUCUGUUGCCCUUGAAAAACCCAGUUUACAGACUGAAAUAAAUGGAUCACGAAGGUCCACAGACAUUCCAUUAGAUUCUAGCGAAGUUACUGUGGGUGGUGAACUUGACCUGGAAAAAGAGCCCAUUGCAGCUCAAACACAUACCCUCUCUGCGGGUGAGGAUUCCAUAUCUGGGUGCACUCAGAUAGAAAUCAAAUCUUCAAAGCAUCUUGAAUCUGAUCAUAGAGUUCCUCAAACUAUUAUUGCACCAUGCAAUCCCGAAUCAUUGUGUGGUUCAAGCUCUGCUUCUGGUGCAUCUAAGCAAUGCAGUCUCUGGUGGAGAUAACUCAUGUGGUGCUCCACAGGUGGUGUAAUUCCUUCAAACCAGGUUAGUUAAAUUGUAAGUCUCGUCAUCCUUUUGAUGCCUUCUGAUGUGAAAGUUUACUUUUUUGAAACGAUCAUUUGGAAGUACAGUUUCAACCGCAUAUGCUACCUUCAGAAUAUAGAUCCAAUUGAGGGUUUGUGUA
Messenger RNA from Tripterygium wilfordii, 5616 nucleotides. RefSeq lists its product as uncharacterized. The transcript is spliced from 9 exons. The coding region runs from base 228 to 5435 and encodes 1735 amino acids. Gene Ontology annotation, molecular function: DNA binding; transcription corepressor activity. NCBI's taxonomy places the organism in Eukaryota, Viridiplantae, Streptophyta, Magnoliopsida, Celastrales, Celastraceae. The record is from RefSeq and is a predicted model, not a curated record. Gene Ontology annotation, biological process: negative regulation of DNA-templated transcription.